Messenger RNA from Vigna umbellata (rice bean), 584 nucleotides. RefSeq lists its product as uncharacterized. Gene Ontology annotation, cellular component: photosystem II; membrane. Gene Ontology annotation, biological process: photosynthesis. The record is from RefSeq and is a predicted model, not a curated record. NCBI's taxonomy places the organism in Eukaryota, Viridiplantae, Streptophyta, Magnoliopsida, Fabales, Fabaceae.
UCUCUCGCACACACGCACCACAACACAACCAAUUCCUCACUUUUGAAACAAGUUUCAGCAGAGUGAGAAACUUGCAGGGGAAAGGAAUGGCUUCAACUUCAGCAGUUUCAAUGUCUCUCCCACUAACUCACACCGCCCAGAAGAAGGUGGUGCCCACUUCCCAGGCAUUGUUGAAGGCACCGUUAUCUCUGCGAACUUCAAAGGGUGUGGCAGUGUCCAAACCCAAUGGGAGGUUUGAGGUGAGGGCAUCCAUGAAAGAGAAAGUUGUGACGGGUUUGACUGCAGCUGCAUUGACGGCUUCCAUGAUGGUUCCGGAUGUGGCUGAAGCCGCCGUAACGCCUUCCCUCAAGAAUUUCUUGCUCAGUAUCGCCGCUGGUGGAGUUGUGGCUGUCGCGAUUAUCGGUGCCGUCAUUGGUGUUUCCAACUUCGACCCCGUCAAACGAAGCUGAGGGCUUUUCUAGAGUUUAUCUGUGUUCUUCACUGUUGAACUCUCCCUUUUUUAACAUGUGAUUAUCUCCCUUUGGACCAAUUCUUGCAAUGUAAUGAAUCAUUUUGGCGUAUCAUAUAAACAUCUUCAUCGCUUA